CAUCAGUUCACCAUGAUUGACUACGAUUCCCUAACCGGAUGGGGUUCUCCGACGUCGACCAUGCUUCCUUCCUUCUACCCUCGCUUACCAUUCGCGGAGAUUUCUUUUUCGAUCCUUUUCUCGUUCUUUUCAAUACCUUUCUCCUUUCUCUCGGAUCCUUCGACCCCGUUCCCGGUUCCUAGUGUAUACCGAGCCUCGCUUAGGUCGGUCGGCAGCCGUUGGAAAAAUGCUCGCUAUGUGCACCAAACGCUACGUGUGCCUGCCCCCACAUAUCCGAUCAACUGGUCAAUUUCAAUCAGGACAAUACGCUUCACUCCGAGAUGGAAAAGCCUCGGUAGCUGUGGUACAAUAUCUACAGCUGUAGCAAUUGCAUGUGUGAGUCCAUACACAGUCAGCUUAACAUAUCAUGAGACUAUGAUGUCGCAGCGGACAAGAAUAGUAACCAGAAGUAAUACAAACCUGGGGAAUUGUUCCAUCCUAUGCAAGGAAAAUGAGUGGGUCAUGGGUAUAACAGCCGCUAGCGGGCGCAAAAAGAGAAAAAAAGGAAAUUAAAAAAGUCUAGGAUCUUAUGAUAGCCAUGACCACAAACUCAUCACAAGUACGGAUUAUUGAUGGGAUAAAGUCAACAUCAUGUUGGCGAAUGGAGCUAAGUCAGCGCAUUGAUACGUUUUAGGCAGAGUUUCAACGCCGUGGAAGCUCUUUGCGAAUUAGGGAGUGGGACUGACUACAUCGCUCUAACGUUGUGGGUACGCUAAUGACUGAACAUGCGCUCGUAGCUGGACGACUACAUCUCCUUUUUGGGGGUAGCUUCUCCCCUUGGGCAUCCUUAAGCCAUCUAUAGACUACAACCGUUGUCGUAGGGUCUAUCGUACCCGCUUCUUUGCUCGAGCC
This is a messenger RNA of Periconia digitata, 891 nucleotides long. The record is from the annotation of a GenBank genome assembly. NCBI's taxonomy places the organism in Eukaryota, Fungi, Ascomycota, Dothideomycetes, Pleosporales, Periconiaceae.